UUAUUCAGAUAAAAAAUAAUAAAUACAGAAAUUGUUCAGUAGAGAAGUAAAUUACAUUAAAUAUACGAUAUCAAUGGCAAAACAAAUAUUUUUAAUUUAUUACAGUCAAAUAUUUAUAUUAAUUAGAUUAAUUGCAUUCAUUAAUUACUUAAAUUGCAAAAGAUUAUUUGAUUUGCUCGAUCAGUACACAACUACUCUCUCCCAUGGAAAGCACUAUAAAUAUAUGUGCAAACAUGAAGAAUUUACAAAGCAAUAUUAAGUUGUUACACAAUAUUAUAUAUAGAGAGCAUAGAUAUACAUAUAUAAUUAUAAUUAUUCAAAAACAAAAUGGCAAAGUCAUUUCCACUAGUGUCAAUUGUUGUUAUUGCAAUGGCUGUGAAUGUUUGCUAUGCAGUUGAUUACAUUGUUGGUGAUUCAUCUGGAUGGAAACCUGGUGUUGAUUACAAUGCUUGGGCCGCAAGCAAGACUUUCACAGUUCGUGACACACUCGUGUUCAAGUAUCUAAAGGGAGCUCAUAAUGUGGUUCAAGUGAAUCAAAUAAGUGACUAUGCAAACUGUUAUUCUGGUCAAAGUGUUCCAUUGACAAGUGGAAAUGAUGUAAUUCCAUUAAGGAGCUCUGGAUCCAAAUAUUUUAUUAGCAGUGUAAAGGAUGAUUGUGCCAAGGGCCAAAAACUCACUAUCAAUGUUAAUUAAAUCAUAAUUUAAUUAUCAUAAUCAAUGUAAU
Cannabis sativa is the source of this 724-nucleotide messenger RNA. RefSeq names its product blue copper protein-like. Gene Ontology annotation, cellular component: plasma membrane. The transcript has 2 exons. Gene Ontology annotation, molecular function: electron transfer activity. Lineage: Eukaryota; Viridiplantae; Streptophyta; Magnoliopsida; Rosales; Cannabaceae. The record is from RefSeq and is a predicted model, not a curated record. The coding region runs from base 328 to 693 and encodes 121 amino acids.